Hylaeus volcanicus is the source of this 1601-nucleotide messenger RNA. RefSeq lists its product as uncharacterized. The transcript is spliced from 5 exons. The record is from RefSeq and is a predicted model, not a curated record. NCBI's taxonomy places the organism in Eukaryota, Metazoa, Arthropoda, Insecta, Hymenoptera, Colletidae. The coding region runs from base 316 to 1455 and encodes 379 amino acids.
AUAAUUUACUUCACAAAAACUAAAAUGAAGUAACAGAAGCAAAUUUGCUCAUUCAAAGCAAUUUUUUCUUUUGUACUGAAAAAGCAACUAUGACUGUCACGAACAUUAAAAUGUCGGAUGUCUAUAAAAAUCAACCUAACAUUUUUUGAUGACUGCAUGUUGUUGUGAUCAGAUAUGUCAAUCUGAUAUUAAAGUUUUUUUUUUCCGCGUGAAUUUUCCUAAAACAUUGUUUUUACAGUGAAUAAAAAUCGAUUCACUGAAUAUUAAGUAUUAAUUUUUAACGUGUUUGAGUAUUAAAAUGACUGAAACUUGAUUAUGAAAAUGUUUCGUGUUGCUAAAAAUGGUUUACAACGGCAUUCUAUACUUGAUUUAUCAAGAUGCCAUAAUGAAAAUCCUGAGGUUACUGAAAUACCACUAACGUCAUCUUUUGAACCGCAAUACCCUCGACGAAUUGUCGCAUCUAAGCGUCGACCAGGAAUGGCAAGAAAUGAGUCACAAACUCUUUUCAAUUUAGAAAACGCAGCAAAUAAUAAAGUAUCACAACAAUCCUUAGUGCAAAAUUAUGCUACACCAGAAAAUAAAGAUGCUAUGGGGAAGAUCUUAGAAGACAAUUUACUUUGUGUUCGACAGAAUGAUACAAAACAAGAAUUCAACGAAGUGUCUGAAAAAGGUGAUGUUUUUUCUUACGCCGCUACAAAAGUGGUGAAACAAGCUUUGGAAUCUUAUAAAGAAUUAAAAACACGUUCUUGCACAGUUUACGAACCUGUUGUUACUUUCAAGUAUCUUUCAGCUUUCCCUGCUUUGUUUCAUGAUGCUGUCAACUAUUUCAAAACGCAAUCAAAAGAGCUUCAAACGACGGUCACUUCUUUUUGUCAUGAUAAAGAAGAAAGUCAACAAUCCACUGAUACUUUCAUGCACCGAAUACCCCUCUUUUCUAGUAUUAUCACACCUACCAUGCUUUCACACAGUUUCAAUGACACUCUAAAAAAAACAACACAUGAAAUUUCUUGCGAGUCACUUGUGGAGUCACUUGAAAGUCUUCGAUUAGCUUAUGAAAACAAGUUGUUGGAACUUGAUAAGAUUGAUUCUUUGAUAGUGACUCUCAUUUAUGGAGUUGAAAGUGAACAUACAGCAUUAUAUGAAUAUCAAAAAACUUGGCUGGAACAAAUUAAAGGAAAGCAAACGCAGGUCAAAGAUUCAUCAUUGACACAAAUCAUUAGCGAAGAAACGGUUUUACCGCAAUGGUCUGCAAAGGAACUGGAAAGAUUAGAAAGUUUGGAAAAAGCUAAAAAACUCGUUCUAACUUUCUGUUCAAAAGGUACAGACAUAUGUCACGAAUUAGAUGCAAUGAUACGGGAAGAGUUGGUACUUCUUGUCUAUUAUGUUCACAGUCUACAAAAACGUCAAGUUGACGAUAUCGCAGCUGAAAAAUUCAUGCUAAACACCAAGAAUUAGAUCAAGAUAAAAAUUUAUUUGUAAAUAAAGCGCAGUCCUAAAACUUUGUUUACAAAUUUAAGCGAGAAGCACAAUAUCUUCCAAUCAACUUUAAAAACAAUUCUUUGAAAACAGAAAAGUAAUGUAUAUUAGACACCAAGAUUCGU